GGCCGAGAGGCAGUACGUCGCUUCCAGAAAACAUGUAGAGACUGCCGCCGCUGGAAGGCAAAGCCUGCUGUCCCUCAAAUGGCUGAUCUGCCCUUAGCCCGCCUACGCCUGUUUAAACCUGCCUUCCACUCUACAGGCAUCGACUGCUUCGGACCGUUUGAAGUCAAGGUGGGAAGGCGUCUGGAGAAGAGGUGGGGGAUCAUAUUCAAAUGCCUAACCGUCAGAGCGGUUCACCUUGAUCUACUUACCUCCAUCGAUGCCGACUCCUUUCUCAUGGCCCUAAGAAGGUUUAUCGCCCGUAGAGGGACCCCUGCUGAGAUCUAUUCAGACCAGGGGACCAACUUCAAAGCCGGUGACCGAGAGCUACGAGAGGCGUUCGCAGCCAUGUCACCUGAUCUCCAGUCCCUCCUGGCACCCUACAGAAUCAACUUCCACUUCAACCCUCCCGCUGCGCCACACUUUGGAGGAGUGUGGGAGCGAGAGAUUCGCUCAGUGAAGAGUGCCUUGUACACCACUGUAGGUGGUCAACCCCUUCAGGAGGAGGUCCUCCGCACCGUCCUCGUCGAAGUGGAGGCGAUCCUGAACUCCAAACCGUUGGGGUACGUUCCCUCCGACGUCAGUGACCCAGACCCGGUCACUCCCAACUGCCUGCUGAUGGGGCGGCCCGACGGGUCCCUCCCACAAGUAGUCUACCCCAGAGAUGAGCUCCUCAGCCAGCGGAGGUGGAAGCACACUCAGGUGAUGACAGACCACUUCUGGGCUCGCUUCAUCAGACUGUACUUACCUGGGCUUCAGCUCAGACAGAAGUGGCAGUCCUCCUCGGCCGACGUCACAGAAGGCUCUGUGGCAAUGAUCGUCGACCCCCAGCUCCCUAGGGCCAUGUGGCCUAUUGGGCGCAUCGUCAAGGUCCACCCCAGCCUUGAUGGUCACGUCCGGUCCGCGGAUGUGAAGGUCAGAGACCGCACCUACACCCGACCUGUCGCCCGGCUGGUGAUCCUGCCAGCCCUUCCAGUCGGUGAAGAGACUCAUCCAACUUGAGUAGCCUUUUCUUUUUUUUCAAAUGUACCAGGUACAUUUGGGGACGGCUGUAGAAAAGGCUAUGGACAUUCAAUAGUUUUCACUGUUAUUUUUCAUGCACUUCCUUAGUUUAACGAUAGGACUCUUAUUUUGACAUCGCUAGUUUCCGGAAGUGACAUCACGCCUUCCUCCAUCUUUGUUUUAGUUCAGAUGCCAUGAUUCAGUUACACCUAACUCCGGAAAGUUUCCUAAUUUAUCUUCAGCAAUCCUGUGUUUGUGUGCAUAAAUGACCGCAGAUCACACACUCACACCUAUGUGUAAUACAGAUCGAAACCCAUGUAUGAUACAACUUGAAGUCUAAUAGAAGAAGUCAACUGUAAUCAACCGUCUGGCGUCGUCCUUUCAUACCGAACCCCUCAUUCAACAUCUUUCUAGGCUUAAGUAGUGCUCUGGCCGGCACUCCAUGAUUGUGUGUAAUGAAAAUACAGAACGGCGCAACCUCUUAGUUUAAUAUACAGUCCAACCACCUGCUAUCUUCCCUACACUAAGUAAUAAGCAAAUAUU
Engraulis encrasicolus (European anchovy) is the source of this 1581-nucleotide messenger RNA. RefSeq lists its product as uncharacterized. The transcript has 2 exons. Lineage: Eukaryota; Metazoa; Chordata; Actinopteri; Clupeiformes; Engraulidae. Gene Ontology annotation, biological process: DNA integration. Gene Ontology annotation, molecular function: nucleic acid binding. The coding region runs from base 79 to 1038 and encodes 319 amino acids. The record is from RefSeq and is a predicted model, not a curated record.